Molecule: messenger RNA, 477 nt
Organism: Kazachstania africana CBS 2517
Lineage: Eukaryota; Fungi; Ascomycota; Saccharomycetes; Saccharomycetales; Saccharomycetaceae
Gene: CHZ1
Product: Chz1p
Exons: 1
Coding region: 1-477 (158 amino acids)
Source: RefSeq, a predicted model, not a curated record
AUGUCUGAUAAAGUGGAAGACAUUAAAGCUGAGACGCCAAAAGAUGAAAAUACUCAUACCAGUACGGAAACUGUCGCAGAGCAAAUUCCUAAGGAGAGUGGCAAUAAGGAAAAGCGUAAGAGAAGAAGAAGAAACUACGAUGAUUAUGAUGCUGAGGUUGACAAAGAAGAAAAAGAAAAUAAGCUGAACAAAAAGAGCAAGAAAAUGGGCGCUGCAGAGGAAGUUGAUGAAGAUGAGUCUGACUUGGAUGAUGAAAAGCUGGAUAUGCUAAUUGGCAAUGAAGCCGAAGAGGAAGAUGAUUUGGCUGAAAUUGAUACUUCCAAUAUUAUAACUGGUGGGAGAAGGACACGAGGUAAAGUCAUCGAUUACAAGAAAACUGCAGAACUACUUGACCAAGGGGCACAGAAGGACAGCUCUGUUGCCGAAGAAGAAGAGGAUGACGAAGACGAGGAUGUAGAUUUCAAAGUAGACAACUGA